Notolabrus celidotus (New Zealand spotty) is the source of this 2740-nucleotide messenger RNA. Its product is annotated as sodium/hydrogen exchanger 9B2. NCBI's taxonomy places the organism in Eukaryota, Metazoa, Chordata, Actinopteri, Labriformes, Labridae. Gene Ontology annotation, cellular component: membrane. Gene Ontology annotation, molecular function: antiporter activity. Gene Ontology annotation, biological process: proton transmembrane transport. The record is from RefSeq and is a predicted model, not a curated record.
GUACAUAGUUGCUUUGCCAUCACUAAUCCGCCUGAUUCCCAUUCCCCAGCUGCCCUAUCUGCCACAGGACUAGUGCCAGACACGCUGCCGCUGACAGGCGACGAUGACAACGUUUACGUUAUGAGGAGCCUCUGUGGAGAACUGGACAUAUAAACCCAGAAGUGAAGGGACUGCCCAUCAAUGGCCAACCCCACCCCUCAGCUUCAUGUCCUGUGAUAAAGAAGAGAGUGGACCAGAAAUACUGUAGUCAACUGCCAUGGAGGAAUCUCAGCCCAAACCUGCCACCCCAGAGCCGAGCCCUGUUCACACUCCAGCACCAAGUCCAGUACCCAGUCCGGUACCUAGCCCGAUGCUAGACAGGAUUGGUUUGCCCUCACCGAACCAUGUGGAGCACCUGAGUGUGAACCAGAUCCAGGUGGUCGUACGGCGCUGCUCCAGUCCAAAUGUCACAGAGGAGACCACAUAUUUUAUUCCUCGAAACCCUGUUGUGGAUGCUGGCACCAACACUGACCCCCCUGUGGUCUGCUGCCCCCUGCUUCAUAGAUUUUGCCCAUGUCCACCAAGAGGCCUUCUUGCCUCUCUCAUUACCAAAGGCCUUUUGGCAGCUGUCCUCUUUGGAGCAGUGUGGUCCAUCACAGAGAAAGAAUGUCUUCCAGGGGGCAACCUGUUUGGCAUCACAAUCCUCUUCAUCUGUGCACUCAUCGGUGGGAAAGUGGUGGCUCUCAUCCGUCUGCCAAAACUUCCUCCGUUCCCACCACUCCUGGGUAUGCUGCUGAUGGGUUUCACGCUGAGAAACAUCCCAAUCAUAACAGAUGGAGUGUACAUUGACCACAAAUGGUCUUCAUCACUGAGGAACAUCGCCCUGGCUGUUAUACUGACCAGAGCAGGUCUUGGGUUGGAUCCCACGGCUCUGAAGAAACUAAAAUCUGUGUGUUUACGAGUGGCAGCGGGACCCUGCAUCAUAGAGACAUGCACCACAGCGCUGGUCUCUCACUUCCUCAUGGGCCUGCCCUGGGUGUGGGGCUUCAUCCUUGGCUUCGUGCUGGGCGCUGUCUCUCCAGCAGUGGUGGUUCCUUCAAUGCUGCUGCUGCAGAAGGACGGUUAUGGCGUGGAGCAGGGCAUCCCCACCCUCCUGAUGGCAGCAGGAAGCUUUGAUGACAUUCUUGCCAUCACAGGGUUCACUACAUGCUUGGGGAUGGCCUUUGCAACAGGCUCCACUUGGUACAACCUCCUGAGAGGGGUACUGGAGGUGGCAGGGGGGAUGAUUGCUGGGAUUAUUCUUGGCUUCCUCAUUCAAUACUUUCCCAGUGUUGACCAGAAACAUUUAGUCAUGAAGCGCUCCUUCUUGGUACUGGGCCUGUCCGUCUUUGCUGUAUUUGGAAGCGGAGUGGCUGUUCCCGGCUCUGGAGGUCUCUGCACCCUGGUACUUGCAUUCCUGGCUGGCCUCGGCUGGGGAGGAGGAAAGGCCCGUGUGGAGGAAGUGGUGGGGUGGGCGUGGGAUGUUUUUCAGCCUCUUCUCUUUGGACUGAUAGGAGCAGAGAUCAGAGUCUCUGAGCUGGAAGGACACACAGUCGCUCUAGGUAUAGCCUCUCUACUCAUCGCCCUAGUGGUUCGACUCCUCUUCACUUUUGUGUGUGUGAUGUGUGCGGGCUUCAGCUUGAAGGAGAAAGUGUUCAUAGCUCUGGCGUGGAUGCCCAAAGCAACAGUGCAGGCAGCUAUAGGCUCCACCGCUUUAGACAUGGCCAGGGUGAGGAGUGACGUGCAGAUGCAGAAGUACGGCAUGGACGUACUGACUGUGGCUGUACUGGCCAUACUUCUCACAGCUCCUGUAGGAGCUCUUAUCAUAGGGCUCACUGGGCCCCGCCUGCUGCAAAAACCAAAGAACUCAUCCUGUGGAUCUGGAGCAGGAGCUGAAGAUGACAAUGAAACUCCUGUCACCUAUGAGAGUACUCUUUGACAUCACCUGUCUUCACACAGCAAGAAAAAACACUAUAAGAGACUUCUGGUGUGCUUUUAUACCUCAGACAGUUGAGUUUUUCUUUAGCCACCAAGUGGCUCUCUUUGUCUGUCUGUCUGUCUGUGAUCAGCUCCUGAUGUUUGCCAUGCUGCAGGGACACAAGAAUCUCUAUUUAUAGCCUUUAGGGGUUUUUCAGGCGGCAGGCUCUGAACAAAUGACUCACAUGGCACAGCUACACUGUCAAAUGAAUGUUUAAUCUGAUAAAAUGACUGUGUAGCAUGAAUGUAGUUUACUUUUUAAAAAGGUGAAAGUUGUUCCUACUUGUCAUUGUCAACGAGUCCUUUAUUUGGAUGACUAAAGUCUCUGUAAACAAUUUGCUGUGUCUGGACCUAAAGGUGGUAUUUUUGUAGCAACACUGUCCUGUUUUUAAUUAGGCUUCGAGGUUGACUAUUUUGCUAUGAGUUUUAGAUGUUUUGCACUAAGUACAACAUUUAACAGCUUUGUGUUCGUGUUUUUGUGUGCUAUGAUGAUUAAGUAUGAAUUAGCUGUGUCUUGGUUAUGAGACGGGUUUGUGAGGUUUUACAAAGACUCAGGAAAUUAUCUCAAUAAAACAAUACUUUUGUUAGCUUUAAACACAAUGCUGCUGAAACUCAAAUCAUGUACAUUUAUUGUCUGCUGUUAAUUUGAUGAGCAAUCAACAUGAAUCAGGUCCUCCUUUCAAACAUCCACUCAAACCCCACUUUUUAGAGUUUGAUUAUGAUGUAAAAUAGAGAUUUUAUGUUA